AUGGCCUCCGAUUCCAAACAACGUAAGUAUUUGACAGUUUAUGUACAUUAUAAUGGUUUAUUCGCACCAAAACCAUUAGUGUACUUGAACGCUGUUGUUGUUUCAAUCUGUGAUGUCGAUUUUGGUGUAAUGGAUCUCAAAGAGUUUAAGUUGUUCAUUGUAAAGUUGAUUGAAAGCAGUUGCGAUAAUGUAUAUUACUGCACUAGAAAUGAACCAUUGGCAGAGGGUAUUAGGAUAAUUGGGAAUGAUGCUGACUACUUUGAGUUUAUUGAAACGGGUUAUAGUAAUGAAGCUGGUCUAAGAAUAAAUAUGUAUAUAGACCACGAAAAUGAACCUGUACUUGAUUGGGCUAAUAUGGAAGUACUAGAAGAUGGUGAAGGGCAUUAUUCUGAGCAAGACCCAGAUGAUGAUAACGAUUCACAACUUUCUGAUGAUAUUCCAUAUGAGCAUGAAGCAGAUGAUUACAUUCCUUCUCUUGACAAGACUAUUGGUGAUGAAUUCUUACACCAGAUGUCAGGUACUCUGGAACCAGUUCAAGUAGAUCCACUUCAAGUGGAACCGGUUCAAAUAGAUCCAUUAGAUGAUCCAGCUCCACAUGUUGAUGACAUUCAAGUAGAUGAUCCAGCUCUACAUGUUGAUGUUCACGUAGAUGAUCAUGUUAAUGAUGUCCCUACUCAACCUGUUGCAACUAGGAAGAGGAUACAAAAAUAUUCAGAAAGAAUUACCAAGAUAGGGUUGAGGAGGAAGGUUUUGAAGAAAGAAGGAAGCACUGAUCACCACCCAAUGGUGUUGGAAUGA
Messenger RNA from Lactuca virosa, 798 nucleotides. The record is from the annotation of a GenBank genome assembly. Lineage: Eukaryota; Viridiplantae; Streptophyta; Magnoliopsida; Asterales; Asteraceae.